UCUCACCGACACAAGUGCCCCCACCAGCAGACGCAGAGAAACGCCGCGGUCGUCCACUUUGUCCCCAGUGACUCUUCGCCGUCAGCGGAGCCGCGAUGCUCUAGAUCAUGUAGGAUUGGACUGUUUCUUUUCUUUUUUCUUUUCUUUCUUUUUUUGUACUUUUUACCGGAUAGCCCGCAAACUGUGAAACCUCUCCAUAGCUCGCCGGAGCCUCAUUCAUCUGGUCGCCUGCCCUGUAGCCUCGAACCCAGCGGUGAACUUUUGAGAGAAACUACAGAAGAAGUCGCCGGUGGUCCACACACACACACGCAGUCUGUGAUAUAUCUGGCCUGACAACACUUGCGUCAUGAGUGAACAGAGUAUCUGCCAGGCACGAGCCGCUGUCAUGGUGUACGACGAUGCCAAUAAGAAGUGGGUCCCGGCCGGCGGUUCCACUGGAUUCAGCAGAGUCCACAUCUACCACCACACAGGCAACAAUGCCUUCCGCGUGGUGGGACGCAAGAUCCAAGAUCAUCAGGUGGUGAUAAACUGUGCAAUUCCCAAGGGUCUGAAAUACAACCAGGCCACGCAGACCUUCCACCAGUGGCGUGACUCCAGACAGGUCUACGGCCUCAACUUUGGCAGCAAGGAGGACGCCAACGUCUUUGCCAGUGCCAUGAUGCACGCUCUGGAGGUGCUCAACUCCCAGGACUCGGGUCCCACAUUGCCCAGACAGGGCCCCCAGGUUCAAAAUGGCCCCACACCAGAGGAGAUGGACCUGCAGAGAAGGCAGCUUCAGGACCUACAGAGGCAGAAGGAGAUGGAGCGCGAGCGUCAAGAGAGGGAGCGUCAGGAGCAGGAGCGCCUGGAGCGAGAGAUGCUGGAGCGCGAGCAGGAGCGGGAGCGUCAGGAACGGGAGCGCCAGGAGAGGGAGGCGCAGAUGGAGAGGGAGCGACUAGAGCGGGAGCGCCAGGAGCAGCAGGAGCGCGCCGAGCGUGAGCUGAUGGAGAGGGAGAAGGCGGAGAGAGAGCGGCUGGAGAGGGAGCAGCAGGAGCAGUUGGACAGAGAGCAGCAGGACUGGGAGAGAGGGAGACGCAUCUCUAAUGCCGCUUUCGAAAGCACCCUGUACACUCCCACACCUCAGGAGUACGGCAGAACAUCCUCGACACCCGUAUCUCCAUCCACGCCCACCUACCCAGCUCCCGGGUUGCCGUCGCCCUCCUCCACCACACCCCCGACCCCGCCUCUCAGGCACUCAGCCUCCCGAUUCGCCACUUCGCUCGGUUCCGCUUUCCACCCAGUGUUGCCUCACUACGCCACAGUCCCGAGGCGACAGCCAGCCUUCCCACAAGCCCCGCCCCCUGCUCCUGCUCCGGCCCCCACACCUCCUCCUCCUCCGCCCAAGUCUGUGGUGUGGUCAGCGUGCAACUUUACCCCGCUGCCUCCAUCACCCCCCGUCAUGAUUAGCAGUCCGCCAGGAAAGGCCACAGGUCCUCGGCCACUCAUCCCCAUCGCAGCACCUUCCCCUCUUACCCAGAAGCCCCCCUCGCCUUCCCCCAACGGCCCACCUAUGUUCCCCGCACCCUCUCCCUUGACCAUCCCCCAUAGUCAUACCCCUAUUGGCAUCGCCUGUCCAACCCCACCUCCCCCACCUACCCCGCCCCCUCUCCCCUCUCCUGUAGCUCCCCAUCCGUCUUCCUCCUUUGCCUCGUCUCCCCCCUCCUCAUCCCAGGCUCCCGGUGUGCCCUCUCCCUCCACAGCGCCCCUUGCUGCUGCAGCCACUGCCGCCACCUCUGCCUCUGUUGAGCACCUCUCCCUCCCCGUGGGCCUGGGCCUGUCGGGACCGGGGGAGCCGGACACAGCCGCAGGCCCAGAGCCCCACUCGUCUCAGGGGGGCUUCUCCUGUCAGCCCCAGGACAUGGUGCAGACCCCGGGGUUGACCACCCCAACUCCUCCCCCACCUCCACCCCUGCCACCCAGCUCCACUGUGACCUCGGCGACCGCCACCCCGGCCGCUACACCCACCACCCCGGCCGCCCACCCUCCACCUCCCCCACCUCCUCCACUCCCUCCUACACUGACUCCGUGUGGGACGCCCCCUCCUCCGCCAGGCCCACCUCCUCCCCCUGGAGCCCCGCCCCCUCCCCCGGCACCUCCUCUUCCCGCCGGACUGUUCUCUCCUGCAGAGGACCGCCCCCUCUCAGGCCUGGCUGCUGCCCUCGCCGGAGCCAAGCUGCGCAAAGUGCCACGGAGUGACGAUGCAGGGGCAAGUCUGGCAGCAGCCGUGUCAGGGGCUGUGGGGGCUGCAGGGGCCAAAACUGAAGCCAGAGGAAAUGGCCCUCUGCCUGGAGGAGGAGGGCUUAUGGAGGAGAUGAGUGCCCUGUUGGCUAGGAGGAGAAGAAUUGCAGAGAAGGGCUCGUCACCUGAACCUGACCAGAGAUCAGAGGAGGGCGAAAUAAACACAACCCCUAAAAUGUCAGCCUGUAGCACACCAGACAUGCCCAGGAAGCCAUGGGAAAGAACAAACACCAUGAAUGGUAGCAAAUCUCCAGUUAUUGGAAGACCUAAAUCCACUCCUACACCUACUGCAUCCUUAAGUGCCAACGGUGUGCCAACAGAAGCUGUUGACUAUGACAGAUUGAAACAGGACAUUCUGGAUGAGAUGAGGAAGGAGUUGUCAAAGCUAAAAGAAGAGCUCAUUGAUGCAAUCAGGGAGGAGCUGGGCAAGUCCAGCACGGCAUAGAGGAUCCAGGCUUGCUGUUCAGAACAUCUACAUCCACGUGACCCUACAGGCCAACCACGGUCAAUUGAAGACACGACAGAAAACGACAGCGGAAUACAAUGGCGACAACCCACGGAGACGGCGAUGACAACAAUAAUCAUGUUAAUACUCAGAGAGGACUUUAUUUGGGGUGGAGCGGUGCUGGACAAAACAACCAUGGACAGGGUAAUGGUGGAAGGCUGGUAACUCUGAUAGCUGUGAUUCAUAGAAUCCAUUCCCGUGUUCCCGCUACCCCCCAAACACCCCCACCCCCUUUCAACUCCCCUCCCCCUCCAGCUGAGGGCAUCUCAUCCUGGGGGGGACAGUGCACGGUUUGAACAAGAAGCGAAAAUCUUUAUGCAAAGAUGAUUUCUCUGUCUUUGUCCUAUAACAACAAGAAAAAAAAAACACAAAAAAAUAAUACUGAACUCUCUGAUGAUACUGUAUUAACCAUUGGCGCAUAAGUGAACAGCAACACUGAUGCUCAGAGUCAGAACUCUUGUGAUUUACUAUCGAAAGCCGCGUUUUACUAAGUGAGUGUGGCGAUAGGAAGAAGGUGGGGAUGGAAAAUAAGAACUUUUUUUUUUUUUCCCAUAAUGCCAUAGGGGUAGCGUGCCUGGGUGCGUGCGUGUGUGUUUGGGUGUGUGUGAGUGUGUAUGGGGGGGACUGACAGUCUCUGGUGAAGUCCACCACUGCAGGACACUGUAAAGCUUGUCUUCCUAAAAUACUAUUUUAACCUGAACAUGUACAAAAAGAGAGAAAAAGUUAUUUAGAAAAAAAAACAACAAAAAAAAAAACACGUAUCUAUCAACCAUGUCUGUUUCUGUGUAGAUCUACGGCCAUAUCAAGUAGCUCAAUAAUCCAGUCCUUAAACAGGAAGCUCUCUCGUCUGUCUCUCCAUCAUCUGUGGAAUCAUAAUCAGAAGUGUUGUCUCCCUGCUGAAGUGAGCGCUCUGUGGAGAGAUUUUUACCGUCAUGCUAGUUGACCAUGGCCAGACGUGUAGAUAGAAAUGACUUCCUUUCCUGUGCGUUUUGAUUUGAGGACUCUCUCGCCCUUUCUCUGUCAGUCUCUGUCCUGUUUUUCAUAUUUAGGUACUCCGUUUGGUGCACGUACGGUCCUUUUCUUUACGAGGUGAAGGUCACAAGUCUGCCACGAAAAUUGUAUUAACUGUCACAAGUUUUAUUACAAGCAAUAAGUGUAGCAUCUCUUUUAAGGCCCGCCUGCCCGAGUCCCAACACCACCAAACAUAUUUCAGUGUGUGUCUCUGUCCUUUUUGGCCCUCCUGAGCUCUUGUUGGGCCAGUUCUUACUGUUACUAUGCCACCUCUUGUUGACUGUAUUGCAGAUGUUCUGUGGAACUGAAGGCUGACAUGAACGAAUAUCAGAACAACACUGUAAGACCUGAUUUCGUGGAAUUUCUCCAUCACAACACUCUCCUUUAUUAUUUUGGAUUCCUUUUUCUUUCCUGUAACAUCCAAGGAUACUGUAUCUUUAGCUGCAUUGGAGUUAAACUGUUUUUUUUUUUCAUUUAUUUUUAUUUUACAGCAUUUAUAAGAGUAAAAACUUUUUAAAGGUGCACAGGUCAACUCAACUAUGUAAGAGAUGGUGUCCGUAUGAGGACGUGAAUGUGCCAUUUACUCUUUCACCAGUGCUUACUGAUGACGUCUUCGUUUCAUCUCUUUGUCUUUGCCUUUUUCUCCUGCCACUGUCAAAUCCUUAAAACUGUAUUUUCCCUGAACAUAUGUAGAAGGGAACUGUCACUUUAUUCUAAAACCCUUUGGUUUCAUCAUUUCUUUCAGUUCAGUGCUGAGUUUGUUGUGCACAAUCAACCUGAGAGGGAUAUGUUGGGAGCUGAGACUGGUGUCCAUAAACUGUAGCUGUUGCUCCAAGACUGCGUGUCAAGGUAACAGAUUAAAGUCCAUGUUAGUGCAGUUCUCUGUAGGAGGGACGGCCUCACUAAUACAAUCAAACCUCAUGACUUUUUAACAGCCACUUUACAGUGGAGUCUGCAGGACAAACCUGCUGCUUAGUAACAACCUUGUGACCCUUCCAGAGGAUCCUAAAGAGAUGGGAUGUCCUGCUAAAAGUCUGAGAGUUCUACUUUAAGUAAUUUAGGAUCUACAGUGAAUUUUGUGGUAUCUUGAUUGUUACAAGCACCAAACAGAGAAUUUACAAGGCAAUACAGUGUUCAUACUAUCACCAUAGUUAAUGUUUCCAUUCUGGUUUCUUUGCGACAAUAACAGUACGUCUAACUUAAAGGGAUGCAGCAGUGAUUUAAUAUUUAGCUUCCAUAAAGUUGGGGAAAUUUGCAAUGGGCCAGUAUUUUUAAAAAGAAGGGUCAAAAUCACAACAGCAGAGGCCAAGACAUUCUGACUUUUAGUCCCGAGACUGAGUGAAGCUUUAAAAAUGUUUGGUCCUACAGUUCCCAUAAUACCUUGAUACACCUUGAUCUUGUCUUUUCAUGAGACCCUCCUUGCCUGGUUAACAUCCAUAUCUUUCAAAUGGUUCUGGUUUCUGAUCAAAUUUUGGAGUCUCCAAGACACAACAAGGGCUAUCUCUCAGACUUCAGCUCUUCCAGAGUCGCAGAAAACAUUAUUCAACUGUUUCCAAAGGCUGAGGCUCCUCAUGUAGACGUUUUAAUGUGUAAAAAUCUGUGGAAUCCCCCUUUAAAUUACGAUUAGAAGAAUAGGCUAAUGAGUCGUUGUCCUACCUAAAGGUUUGUUAAUCAGGGGCCGUCUGUGGCUGUUUGUAAAACACAGCUGUUCAAGGGCUUGGAAUUGUCUUUGCUACAAAAAAAAAAAGUAUUUCCCCCUUAGUUAUUUUCUUGGGUUUGGGUCAAAUUUGUUAAAAAAAAAAACACUUUCAGCUGCUUUCAAUUCCAGUUUAGACAUUUUAGACAGACGCCAUAAUCCU
Toxotes jaculatrix (banded archerfish) is the source of this 5652-nucleotide messenger RNA. RefSeq names its product ENAH actin regulator (gene enah). Bases 347 to 2722 code for a protein of 791 amino acids. The transcript is spliced from 14 exons. Gene Ontology annotation, biological process: axon guidance; actin polymerization or depolymerization; actin polymerization-dependent cell motility. Gene Ontology annotation, molecular function: SH3 domain binding; profilin binding. The record is from RefSeq and is a predicted model, not a curated record. Lineage: Eukaryota; Metazoa; Chordata; Actinopteri; Toxotidae.